UAUGUAACUUCUAAAAUUCUCGGGGAGCCGGGCCCCGAGCCUAUGUGUAGCUCUGCCCCUGGGUGGGCCUACUAAUCGAGAUCUAUGUUCGAGAGUCGUCUUGGGCUGCCACGAUCCAAUUGGUAUGAUCCCAUUAUUCUCUCGAAGGUCGAAACAGAGUGUCGUGUUGAGAGGAGAAGAAGAAGGGAACGAAAGAAGGAAGCUUGUUUGGAAAGGCCGAAGUGGCCCAAAUCGUUCAAGUCAUAAGUUGGGCCGGGCCGGGCCGUUAGGUUCAUAAAAAGCAGCUUUAGCGGCGACGUCGUUCUGUCUCUUGGAGACGUUUCGAACCGAGAUUGAAGUUGGUUCGGUUAAUAAGAAACGCGAAUCUGGGGAAGAAAAAGGAAAUUAGAAAGCUUUUAUUGAACCAGUCGGCCGGAAGAUGAACCGCUACCAUCUCUCGAGGACAGGAGGGCAAAAUUCCCGAUCCCCGUUAACAGAGAGAGAAGCGUCGGACUAGCUCGCCGCCGGCAAUCGAAGCUCGAACUCUAGCGGCAAGGAGGCGCUUCAGGCGAAGGAGACGCGGGGAAGCAAGGCAGAGGAGGAGGCGGGACUGAGACGGGAGUCGCGGCAGCGUGCGAGGGCGGCCAGAGAGCGUAGUCGGAAGUUCUUUUUCUGUCCCUAAUUCGUCCUUUCUUGUCGCUUGAGCUUGAAGAAAUUCGACUAGGGGAACUGAAAACUGACACGAUCUUCUUGUAAGCGUUUGUUGAAUCGACAGAUAAGGCCGAGCUUCUUUCCUAUCUAGCUAGUUUUGUUGAUGGAGGCGUAAGUUUGAUUGCUGGCAAGUGGAAGAAGAAGACGAGACUCGUACUGGUUUGCGAUUGCAAGGUUUGUUGUUCAUUGCUUGACAGCUUUGGUUUCGCUUCUUUCAUUCUGUGAAUUCAAUAUCUGCUUUCUGAAUUUUGCCCUAGUUAUCAGUGUUUUACCCCUUGCAAUCGGCCUGCCUAUGUAAUGCAAGUUUCUAGCUGAAUUUCUCUUCUCUCCAUUGGAAGUGUUCUCAGAGAGAGGGAAUCAUACUUUCCAUGUUGAUUAAGCUGUUGACAGGGUUUCUGCCUUUCUGGGGUGUUCCAUGUUGAGAUUUUUGGUAUAGACAGACUUGUGCUUUAGUAUCGGUGGGUAGUGUUAUAAUUAGGGCUGGCCAUUCGGUUAUCGGUUGCCGGUUAAACCAAUAACCGACGGUUACCGGUUAACCGAUAACCGAAAAAACGACGUCGCGGGCGGUUGGCGGUAACCUGGUUGAGGAGGCCGGUUAACCGGUAACCGCGGCACAUAACCGCCGGUUAAACCGACUAACCGGCGAGAACCCCCUGCCCCCUAGAAGUCUAGAACGACGCCGUCGAAAUCACCCCCCCUAAAUCCCUAAUCGCGAACGCGAUCCAGAGACCAGACUCCAUUUUUCGAUUUUCAGUCCACCCUCGCGAUUCCAGUCGCCGCCGCGCCUCUCCCUGGCCCUGCCGCCGCCGCGCCUCUCCCUGCCGCCGGCCCUCUCCCUCACUCCGGCCCUCUCACUCUCUCCCAGUCUCCCUGCCGGCCUGCCCCACGGCUGCCCCUGCCGUCGCCGACCAACUCCCUCCUCUCCCUCACUCUCUCCCUGCCGCCGACUCCAGUCACGCCACCAUCUCAUUCCCGCCUCAUUGACGCCAGUCGCCGCCAUUCCAAGGAGUCGACGACAAUCUGAUGUGAGAACUGAGACCUCCCACUCCAAGUUCAGCAAUUAAUCGAUUAUCUUCCAUUUUCUGUUUUUUUUUUUUUUUUUGGUUUUGAUUUUGGAGGAUUGUUCUGCCCGUAGCCUUGCUUCUCGUUAGUUGGUUCUACUUGGAGUUGGAGGCUUUGAUUGAGUCUUUGAUUGAUUGUUUGUUCUGCUUGCACCCUUCUGUUUCCAAUUCCCAUUACUUCAAGUUUUGGUAGUGAUAUAAGCUGCUGUUGCUGUUUUGCUUCCGUUGUUAUUGAGAUUUGAGAAUAUAAAACGUUUUGAACAGAGGUGCUUAAUUGGUGCUUGUUUCACUCUAUCAAUUAGGUACUACAUACAUGGUCAACCUCCUCUCUUUCUUCAAUGUAGUAAUGUGCAUGGUUUUCGAUUUCUAUGGAUUUUGAAAUAAAAUAGCUUGCUGUGUUUGUAAUGUCUUCUGUUUAUGUUGUUAGAUUAGGGUGGGAAGUGAGAUUAGUUGCAAGCAAAAUAAACAAAGCUGCUGAGUGAGCUUUGUUUUGCCAAAGAUGUAAGGAUUUUGCUUGGUGAUAUAAUCGUCGUUGGGUUCUUUCAUUAUGUUCUGGGAAUUUCAGCUGCUGUAAGGAGUUCCACAAUUCUGGGUUGGGGCAUGAAUGAAGCAUAUAGUUAGUUUAGAGUACGUAAUGCAUUAAAUUUAACUAAAUCCUACAACUUGACUUUCCUUUUAUUCUCUAUAUUUAUGCUUUGCUAACUGUUGUUUGUCCACAUAAACAAAAAGAUCCCAACUUGACUUGUGGAGUGAUUUAGAUGUAGAAAUGUAAGGCUGAACGUUUCAUUUUAGUCAAUUUGUAUCGAUUUUGAAGUUACAAGUGCCCUGGUCGGUUCGGUUAGUCGGUUCGGUUAGUCAGUUAGAAGUGUCUGUAUCUCACGUUGCGGUUGCUUCGGUUAACCGGGCAACUAACCGGUAACCGACCGGUCAGUUGCCGGUUAACCGAAGGUUUGGUUCGGUCGGUUGGCGGUAAGGAUCCUCCUUGGCGCGGUUAACCGGUAACUGGCAUUUCGGUUAUCGGUUAUAACCGAACUAACCGAAAUGCCAGCCCUAGUUAUAAUUGUGCUUAGUGGCUGAAAUCGUAAUGAUGUUUUGCAGAGGACAAUUUUUGGUGAAGCCCUGAUCUCUUUGCUCCGUUCAUCCAAAUAUGACAGAUUCAGGAGAAUCUCAACAGCCUGAACAAGUAUGCAACUUUUUCAGAAAGCCAACUAAGAGCAAGAACAUCAGGAAGAGAGCAGUAGAAGAUGAUAAUGCCGAGGAUUCAAAAACCGAAAGCUCUUUCUUAAGCAAUCAGAAGAAGGCGCCAAAGGCUGAUAACAAGCUAUACUUCUCGUCAGGACCUUCGAAGAGCUCAAAGCCAUCAGAAUCCAACUCAGACAACAAUGAGAAGCCCAUCUUUCAGUUUGAGUCUUCAAAGGUAAUUCAGGUACAAAAUGACAGCAGGGCAACGGCAACUCUGGAAACCGAGACAGACUUCGGAAGAGAUGCCCGGGCAAUACGCGAGAGAGCUCUUAAGCAAGCUGGGGAGGAUCUGAAGAGUAACAAACAGGGUUCUUCAGGUAGCAACGAGAAGCUGUACAAGGGAAUUCAUGGAUAUACAGAUCACAAAGCUGGCUUUAGAAGAGAGCUAACAAUUGCAAGUGAGAAAGCUGGUGGAUCGCAUGGACCACUUAGGGCAUCUGCACACAUCAGAGUCUCGGCAAGAUUCGACUAUCAGCCGGAUAUAUGUAAAGAUUACAAAGAAACUGGUUACUGUGGUUAUGGAGAUUCUUGCAAGUUUAUGCACGAUCGAGGCGAUUACAAGUCUGGAUGGCAGAUGGAGAAGGAGUGGGACGAGGCAGAGAAGGCAAGGAAGAGAAAAUUAGCUUUGGGUGCCUUGGCCAAGGAGGAUGGCGAAUUUGAUGAAGCUAAUGAUGACGACGAUGAUGACGACGAUGAUGAUGCGUUGCCAUUUGCAUGUUUCAUUUGUAGGGAGCCUUUUGAAGAUCCUGUUGUGACCAAAUGCAAGCAUUACUUCUGUGAACAUUGUGCUCUAAAGCAUCAUUCCAAGAACAAGAAAUGCUUCGUCUGCAACAAGCCGACUCUGGGUAUUUUCAACACUGCUCAUGAAAUACGCAAGAGGAUGGCAGAGGCGAGCAAAUGAUCAUGCUGUUAUGCUGAUUGUUGCCCGCAUCCUCCUUUGUACUGCUUGGACUGCUUUACCCACACUGUAUUGGUUGGUUCCAUUUUGGGUUCAUGACACUGGUUGUUGCAUCUUCCCGGUUCAUGACUUGGGGCAAUUUCACUUUGAUGAGAGCAUUAGUGAUCUAGCAUUUUUUUUUAUGUCCGUUCCACCUUUUCUUUCCGCAUAUUUCCAGAAAUCUUCUUGGUUCCGGAUGCCUGAUCUUCUCUUUUUUGUUGCUUUACAGACAAAGCUUCAUAUGAGUUAUCUUCACUACUGAUUGAGCUUCUUAACUCAGUUGCUUGUAAUGAGUUGACAAGUUGUGUGAUAGUCAAACUAGCUAGAUCGAUCUCGGUUAUCAGAUGACUUUGUGAUGCGGUGUUCGAUCUUAUAUGAAGCCUCGUAGGCCUGCUUCGUCUUUUUCCCUAGCUCCUUGGACAUGCAUAGCUGAGAGCCUGAGACUAUGUUUUGAUUCGUUUAACAGGUGAAACUUAUAGCACAAAAUUGGUUGUAGCCCCAGCCACAACCCUGAUUAUCCCAAAGCCAUGGCAUUUGUAUAAAUUUUAUUGGUUUCA
Linum trigynum is the source of this 4487-nucleotide messenger RNA. Lineage: Eukaryota; Viridiplantae; Streptophyta; Magnoliopsida; Malpighiales; Linaceae. The record is from the annotation of a GenBank genome assembly.